Messenger RNA from Drosophila hydei, 1634 nucleotides. RefSeq names its product pickpocket protein 28. Bases 144 to 1562 code for a protein of 472 amino acids. Gene Ontology annotation, biological process: sodium ion transmembrane transport. Gene Ontology annotation, cellular component: membrane. Gene Ontology annotation, molecular function: ligand-gated sodium channel activity. The record is from RefSeq and is a predicted model, not a curated record. Lineage: Eukaryota; Metazoa; Arthropoda; Insecta; Diptera; Drosophilidae. The transcript is spliced from 10 exons.
ACCCUGUUUAUAUAGCUUUGGAUACUGGCGGAAACAAAACAAUUUAUGAAAACAAAUUCAAUGUCGAGUUGGCGUGCAUGGAACACACUUCGCUUAAGAUAUUCCGCUUUAAAGUUUUGUAAAGAGUCAAUAUAUAUGCCAUCAUGAUGUUAAGUUUUAUACGACUUUACUUUGAUACUUGUUGUAUCCAUGGAUUCCGAUAUUUGGUGAAGAGCGUGUUAAUCCUGUUGGAGAGAUUGUUUUGGCUUAUACUGUUGAUUGUAUCAGUAUAUUUCUGCAUUAUCUCGUGCAUAUCCUCUGUGGAUCGAUUUCAUACAAAGAGCACACACAUUGGUCUCGAACGGAACUCCUAUUACUGGAAUACCUCGAUGCCGGGUGUCACCAUAUGUCCGAUGCAGCGCUUAAAUGAAUCGCUUUUUGACAAUUAUUGUCGAACCAAUAAGUUGAAAGGGACUGACAAAACGGAAUUCUGGGACUUCCUAGAGAAUUUAGCCAAUUCCACUUACACGAACUUUCAGAAUAUACCGGAAUACGAUAGCAUUGAUCGCACACUCGAUCAUCUGGGCAUUAAGCCCAAACAUUAUAUGGAAUUGAUCUACAAUCUGACAUUUGAUGGCACCUACGAGCCCAUAGAGAAACUUCGCAUCCGUUGUAUCGAUGGUCAGGUACACCUUAAGACCAGACAGAUACUUACAGAGUUUGGUCUCUGUUACCUGUGCAGCUCGUAUCUGGGCGAGGAGUAUAGCUCGCGUUACCUAAUCUUCGGCGAGUUUCCGGAAUUUAAUAAGUAUCUAAAUUUGCAUCGGUUUGUUCGUGUCAAGAAGGCGACUUUUUUCGACAAGGAUGUAGGCUUUACCCUAAUGGGUUUCGAUACCGAAGCAAUAGACAGCUAUAUACAUUCAGCUUUUGAAGUCAUGAAGGUGGAUAAUAAUUUCGGCUACUCACCCGAAGGAGCUGCCUAUGAGCCGGAAGUUGAGGAAAUAAUUGCUGAAGCGAAUUUUGAGACCGAAACGUCCAUAAGCCAAAGAAAAUGCCGUUUCUAUCACGAGUCCAAUCUUACGCAUUAUCCUUUUUAUACCAAGAAUAUUUGUCAACAAGAGUGCCGCAUUAACUUGGCCUAUAAGAUAUGCAAAUGUAUUCCCCACUUUUACCCCAAUCGCAUUGCAAAUCCGAAGCCAGUUUGCACCUACCAAACAUUAAGAUCCUGUUUUCCGAAGCAUGCCGGCUACUUUCUAAAAUUUUACGAAGAGAAUGGAGACCAUGAGAAACCAACCAGCUGCUACUGCGAACAAAACUGUAUAGACGCUGUGAUCAAGCUUAAAAGUGCGCUUGCCAUGCGAGGCUCUAGACAAUUGCUUGGAAGUAUGGGCAGUUCCGUCUCUAUGAGCACUUGGCCACGGAAUCAAUUCAAAAGACAAGUCAUAUUUUCCUUUACAGAUCUGUUAGUUUCAAUAGGUGGAACUGCUGGUCUUUAUCUUGGAUUUAGUGUCCUGGGCUUAGUUGAAUUUCUAUACUUUUUUACACUGCGCUUACUUUGGCAAUUACUUGGAUAUAAGCUUUGAAUUUUGUUUACUGUUAUUUGAUAUUUUAAGAAUCCUUCGCGUUGAAGCUAAUCUGAAAUGUAUAAUAAAAAU